CGGUCCUCAGCUCCACCGGAGACGUGGGUGAGACGGGCCGGACAUGGCGGCCGAGGACCCGCGGGCGGAGCUGGACGCGCUGAUCCUGCAGCUGCUCGGGGACCUGGAGGAGCUGGAGGCGAAGCGGGCGGUGCUGAACGGCCGCGUGGAGGAGGGCUGGCUGUCGCUGGCCAAGGCGCGCUACGCCAUGGGUGUCAAGUCGGUGGGUCCCCUGCAGUACGCGUCCCACAUGGAGCCCCAGGUGUGCGUGUGCACCAGCGAGGCCCAGGACGGACUGCAGAAGCUGAGAGUGGUGCAGGCCGGCGCCUGGACCCCGGAGGAGGUGGGGCCCCGCGAGGCAGCAUCCCUGCGCAAGCGCAAGGGUCCCACCAAGACCCCGGAGCCGCAGCCCGAGGCCACCACGCCCCCCCAAGACCCACUCAACUGGUUCGGGAUCCUGGUUCCCCACAGUCUGCGCCAAGCCCAAGCCAGCUUCCGGGACGGCCUGCAGCUGGCGGCAGACAUCGCUACCCUCCAGAUCCGCAUCAGCAAGGGCCAGAGGGAGCUGCGGACACUCCAGCAGAGGCUGCGGCCACUGGAGCCGGGCGCUGCCUGACGCGUGGCCACAGCUGUCCGCGGGCAGCAG
This is a messenger RNA of Ochotona princeps (American pika), 625 nucleotides long. RefSeq names its product coiled-coil domain containing 115 (gene VMA22). Gene Ontology annotation, biological process: vacuolar proton-transporting V-type ATPase complex assembly. The record is from RefSeq and is a predicted model, not a curated record. The transcript is spliced from 5 exons. Gene Ontology annotation, cellular component: extrinsic component of endoplasmic reticulum membrane. The coding region runs from base 44 to 595 and encodes 183 amino acids. NCBI's taxonomy places the organism in Eukaryota, Metazoa, Chordata, Mammalia, Lagomorpha, Ochotonidae.